GGAACCUUACAAGAAUAGAGAGAAAAGUCAAAAAUAAAAUCAAGACUUUAACAUGAAAAACUAGGUGAAUGGUGACGCCAUUGACAAGAUUAGGAAUAUCAAAUGGAAGAACAUUUUGAGGAGAUAAAUCGCAAACAUGAUACCAAGAAGAUCCCCGAAGCCUCUGUAUGAUUUGGAUACACUGCAUCAGACAGAAUCUGAUAUUAGAACCUUUUCCCACCACUCAUUUCAUAUUGACUUCACUACAAGGAGAGGCAGUAGGGAGAAGCAGGAAGAAUUCUAACAAGCAGGAGCCAAGAAGAUGCCAGGAUCAUACCUAAACUUAGAUAAGAAGAAACAAAAAAGGUUUUCUUCUGAUAGGACUGUAAAGCAGAAAACCCCAGCAGAGAAGGCAGCGAUGACAGGAAAUGUAUCCAGGGAUGGAAUCAGUGACAAGAAGUCAGACCCAACAAAGCUGAAAGCCCAGUCUGGGGAAGAACUCAGGAAACAGAGUCAAGGGAAAAAAUAUAGCGUUCAUGGAUUGUCCACAUUACUGAAAAUGUACCCAGAUGCCUUUCUGCGCAGGGACCUGGCUGCCUUGAGUCUGAACCAGGCAAAACACUACUUGCUUUUUGUGGAACCUAGGAAGAGUAUUGUUGACAAGGAAUCCACUGAGAGCUACAUCAGCUGUCCAGACUCCAACCAGUUGGAGCUGUCUCCUGAGGCAGAGGAGGAACGGCAGAACCACCUCAUUGGAGUGCUGAAGGCAUCUGAAGCCAGAAGUCGAGUCCGAGCACUACGACUUAGAUACACACGGAUGAGGGCUGAAGAGAUAAAGCACCUGAUCAGCAGGCAGAAAAAUGCCCGAGCAGCGAUCCGACUUGAAAUAUUCUUGCCUCCUUAUCUGAACCCCACGAAGAUUCCAGACUGUCUGGACAGACGUGAGAGACAUCGAGUGGAGGCCAUCCUGCAAGAAGACGGUGGCCAUCCACUGUUCAGAUGAUUUGGAGGAGCCAGCUAGGACUAAUUUCCCUGACUACUUCAAGCUCUAGCGUAAAAAAAUAAUAAUAAUAAAAGAGAGAGACACAAAAAGAA
Messenger RNA from Monodelphis domestica (gray short-tailed opossum), 1074 nucleotides. RefSeq names its product LKAAEAR motif containing 1 (gene LKAAEAR1). NCBI's taxonomy places the organism in Eukaryota, Metazoa, Chordata, Mammalia, Didelphimorphia, Didelphidae. The record is from RefSeq and is a predicted model, not a curated record.